Messenger RNA from Caenorhabditis bovis, 3981 nucleotides. NCBI's taxonomy places the organism in Eukaryota, Metazoa, Nematoda, Chromadorea, Rhabditida, Rhabditidae. The record is from the annotation of a GenBank genome assembly.
AUGAGCCAGAGACCCAGUCAGCGCAUGAAGCGCUGUAAAAGUAUGACAGAUAUUCUCGAAGAGACCAACAGAAAGGGUUCGUCGAAAUCGAGAGUCCUAAAAACGAGCAACUCGAAGAAACUGUAUAUGGGACGAAGGAGUCUCGGAGUGGCUGCAGCAGGAAGUUCAGGGAAAAUCAAAAGAAAGAAAAGCAAAACCGAACGGGAUAUCGAUAUGGAUCGGUAUGAAUAUGACUACGGGCUCGAUGAUGAAGGAUAUGCUCCAUCUUCGUCGGAAAGUUCGUUUCGAUGUAUUCAAUCACUUGAUAAAAGCGCCAAUUCCUCUUAUAAUCACUUGAGAGAAGCAGAACAUAAAGAGCCUUGUACAUAUGCCAGUGCUUCAUUGAGUGCCAAUUUCGAUGCUUUAACCCUUAAUGAUAGAUGUGCCUUAAACCGUGAGCUUACAAAUUUCCUCAAAAAAGAGGCACGUGAGCGCACACAACAGCUUGAAAUGACACAACGGGUUAUGGAUUGCGCCUUAUUUGGAACCACUUUGAGGUUCAUUGUUGGAGAUGAGAAUGAGAAAAAAUAUAGCUUCGAGAGCAUUCUUUGGCUAGUGCUCAAAGCGUAUGAAUCCGGAAGAGAUGUGCUCAUUGGAAAAGACCAAUGGAUGGCUGAAGAUCAAAAAAUAGCCGAUGAGCGCAAAAAAUGUAUGAUGGUAUUGGAUAAUAUCGCGGAAUUUCGGCAUGAGCCCAGCGAGAAAGAGCAAACUGACUCGUUGUGCAAAGGAAUCGAAUUUACGCCAGAUUAUUUUGCUGAACUCAGAAAUGUGUGGAAUCGCGUGAGCACAAUUCUCGAACGAUUUGAUCGUCUCGUUACGCUGUUCCCUCAUCAAAAUGCUCUCUGGGCCGUCGUUGAACAUGAUAGAGGCGCCGUGCAACGAAAAAUGAUUGAAGAACGGCUGACGGCGAUGCGGGUUUGGCUGAACACUGUUAACGAUAUUUGCGACAAAUUUGAAAGGCUCGGUAAUCUUUUCGAUGUCAAUGCGAUGCCGGGUGGCGUAAAGAGCUGGUUCCGGCCAUUGCAUGAGGAUAACGCAGUGUCGUCGAUUGAGGAGAUUCAGCCAGUAUUCGGAAUUUAUGUGAAGAAAAGUUUAAAUUUGAAGGGAAUGAAACGUGUGCUUUCUCGCGUCGAAUCACUCAUUGGAACUACUGUGGCGAAGACAGUGAUUCUCAUGCAAAAACCACCGGAAUCGUAUGCAGCAGCGGCGAUGGCAAGCACAAAGUGUCAAUUGCCAAUAUCGGAUGCGUUUAAGGAACGUUACGCGGAUAUGGAAAACUGGCGCUUCUGCACACCAACAUACAGAGCGUUAGGCCUUCCGAAACCAGCCAAACUUUUCUUCUUCCUUUUGGCAAUUCCCAUGCAGCUCGUCAUUAAAUGGCUGAAUGUUCGAUCGGAGGCUCAGCCGCCAAGCGAACAAGCAUUGGAUGAGCUUACGAUCGAUGCGAUGAUCACCGAUUCGAGGGAUUGUGUCGAAGUGGCGUUGAGAAUAAAGAAGAAUUACAUGACGAUUCUACAAGCGUUAUGCUCGAAAUGUGCGGUUCCUGCUUAUUUGUAUCCGAACGAUUUUGAUUCAAAUGUUCGAGCAGUUUUUCAGAAGUACAUUCAUUAUAUCUAUUGCUGGACAAAUUGUGUUGUUGAUCAAUCGGAUAUAAGCAAUUUAUUCGAGAUGCUUGAGAAAGAAUGGUCGAUUGCUUUGAAUUGUGCGAGAUCGAUUACGUCGGGCGGCGAGUUACUGUGCACAUCCUUGUGCAACAUUAUUCGAUUGAUUCUCCGAGGAAUGAUUGAGGAUUUCGAGGAAGACGAAGUUGACAAGUUCAAAGACCAAUUCGUUCAGGACGAUGACGACCCGUUCGAAGAGAUAUACAUUGGCGAUCGGCCUAGGAUCACUCCGAUUCAAAACUUUUUGAGAUCUAUAAAUGAACUAAUCAAAGAGGUCAAGAAUCGAGAGCUUCGAACAUUUGCUUUGAUCCGAACAGCUCUAAAUGAUUUGCAAGAUGCAGUUGGAUAUCAAUUGAAGGAUGAUGUCAAAAUAUCGCGUCUUUUGCUCACAAUGGCUGAAGACUUCUGUCUGAUCAAGCUGAAUCACGCCGGUGAUGAUGGUGAAGAAUGUUUCGAAGAAAAUUUGAACGUCGCAAUAUUUAUAGAUAAGCAAACUGUGGAUAAGGGUCUCGUUGAGAAUUGCUUAUUAGCGCUGUCCGAAGGUCGCAAAUCUGACGAUUCUUGCAUUAUGAUUUUACCCGACACUCAACACAAUAUUGGCUCUAUUUGGAGCGGAAGAAGCACAAAAGUGCCGAUUGGAGAGGAGACCCGUAUCAGCUUUAGUAAUAUUCGGUCUGAUGAGAUUCUCUCGAUUUGUAAUGCUGAGAGGCUCAAAAUAUUGGAGGGCAAAUACGUCAAUUUAUUAAAAGAAGAAUCUCUUUUGAAACACCUCAUUCGACAACAUGAGAGAAUUCAAAUGCUCAUUGACAAAAUUGUUGAAAACUACGAUCCGGACGAUAAGCCGAAAAGAAGCUUGAAAACGACAUUGCAGAAACAUUUCUUGAUCACUUUCCAGAUUCAUCGUGAUGUUGCGCGUGUGAUUAGCGACUCGUUUAUGGAGAAGUUUGGAAAAGAAAUGAUUGAUAUUGCUCUUACCAUCUUUGAAAAAUGGAUGAUAUUUGUUACAAGAUUCUGCUCGCCAGCUAGUCAAUUGCCAAUGUGGGCAAUUCCCGCAUUGAAUUUUCUUCACAGCUUCAGCGAACCCAAAUGGACGUGCUCGAGUGUGAUGACAGACGCGCAAUAUUCGAAAUUGUGCGAACUCGUGGCUCGACAUAAGUCUGCUGUUAUAAUUGAGAAGGACUCGGUGCUUGCUGAGCGUCUUGCUCGGCCAUCGCAUAUAAUGAGCCGUUCGACAAGCUCGAAAUCAACUACAUCCAGUUCGUUGGAAAAAGAGAAAAAACAAAUUUCGAAAUUGAUGGAUAUUGAAAUACUUCGUGAUAAUCAGCUCCGUAAAAAUCGGGACAUUGGUCGUGUGUUGAAUGGCGAUGAAGAAGUUUCGGUGCUUCCUCGAGACGAUUCGACGGUUCGAAACAUCCCAGCACCUUUUGAAUACGUGAUAAUCAAUGAGAUCGCCACAGGCGGUUUCGGAAUUGUCUACCGAGCGAUGGUGACUAGUCAGGAGCCCAGAGUUAUUGCCGCCAAAGUCAUCAGCAUUAACAAAGUGCUGACAAAUGAGAUCAAUGUAUUCCGGCAGCUCAGUCAUAACAAUUUGGUCAAAUUCUAUGGAUUCGAGAUGAAUACAAAAUCGGUGACAAUAUUCAUGGAGUAUUGCUCAGAAGGAACUCUUGAGGAUAUUUGUACGAAUGGAAUGGAUUUGACGAUGGCACGAAAGUUCACCAACAGCCUUCUGUGUGCAGUACAGUACCUUCAUGAUCAUAAAAUAAUCCAUCGUGAUAUCAAACCGAAGAAUAUAUUUCUUGACAAGAAAUGUGUACUGAAGCUCGGCGAUUUUGGGUGUGCUGCUCGAUUACGAACGAAUGUUACCAUAUUUGGAGAAGUGCGCGAUGUCAUUGGAACAGUGAGCUACAUGGCUCCAGAGAUUUUGUCUCGCGGCGAAAUGACAAAUGAAGAAGGUGUCUAUAAAGGAUAUGGAAGAAGUGUCGAUAUUUGGGCGAUCGGAUGUACGGUAAUUCAUAUGCUGAGUGGAGUUGCGCCAUGGAAAGGAAUGGACAUGUAUCAAUUGACUUAUAAGAUUUGCCUUCUCCAGCAGAAGCCACCAUAUCCUCAUGGAAAUCGAGAAGAUGUCAGAGAGUUUUUGGAUAUGUGCUUUGAGUAUCUUCCGGAUGACCGCGCGAGUGCUUCAGAGCUUCUGAAUACAACAUUUGCUAAUGUUAAACCGGCGGACGAACGCCCGAUUUAUGAGAACCAAUCGUCAAAAGAAGACUCAUUCCAGUUGAUUUAA